This is a messenger RNA of Salvia splendens (bonfire salvia), 3616 nucleotides long. Its product is annotated as exportin-T. Gene Ontology annotation, cellular component: nuclear pore; cytoplasm; nuclear matrix. The record is from RefSeq and is a predicted model, not a curated record. Bases 383 to 3484 code for a protein of 1033 amino acids. The transcript has 14 exons. Lineage: Eukaryota; Viridiplantae; Streptophyta; Magnoliopsida; Lamiales; Lamiaceae. Gene Ontology annotation, molecular function: tRNA binding; small GTPase binding. Gene Ontology annotation, biological process: tRNA re-export from nucleus.
CUCAGCUUUUUCUCCAUUCUCCAGCCAUUAUAUAAACCUCUCCUUCACCUCCACUCUCUCUCUCAAAUCGUGUAUCAAUCGUUUUCCCCCUCUCUUAAAUCGUGUAUCAAUCUGUACACAUAUACAUAUUCACCGAUAUAUUCGAAGUCUGAUAAACUCGGAUGCACCUCAUUGUCGAAUCUUUGCUCAAAAUCCAAGCUCUCUCUAUAAUAAAAAAAAACGUCUCUUUAAUUAAAGGUAUGUAGGCUCUGUUCGUUCGAUCAAUUUGAUAAAGAAGUGGAGAAAUCGAGUUUAUUGGUAGAACUAAGUUGAGUUGGCAAUCGGGAUUGGUUUUUGAGGGUUUUGAAGGUCUGAUUCUAGGUUUUAGGGUUUUUAGCGAGUAAUGGAUGAUCUGGAAAAGGCCAUUCUGAUAAGCUUUGAUGAAUCCGGUACGAUUAAUUCGGUGCUAAAAGAACAAGCAGCUGCCUUUAUUCAGCAAGUUAAGGAUAGGCCGUCAAUUUGUAGCAUUUGUAUAGAAAAGUUUUGUGUUUCGAACCUAGUGGAGGUUAAGUUUUGGUGUUUGCAGUGCCUCCAUGAGAUUCUUCGAGUUAGGUACCCUUCAAUGUCAUUGGAGGAGAAGGAUUUGAUUCGGAAAUCCGUGUUUUCGAUGGCGUGUGGAGAACCUGUCCAUGCCAAUGACACUAAUGCGGCGAGGAUUUUCGAGAGCCCUUCGUUUGUAAAGAAUAAGCUUUCUCAGGUUUUUGUGACAUUGAUUAGUUAUGAGUAUCCGGAAAUCUGGCAAUCUGUUUUUGUUGAUUUCUUGCAUAAACUGAGUAAAGGAGCUGCUGUGAUUGAUAUGUUUUGUCGAGUUUUGAAUGUGAUGGAUGAUGAGUUAAUUAGCUUGGAUUAUCCGCGCAGUGGGGAUGAUGUGGCUAAGGCGGGAAGGAUUAAGGAUGCAAUGAGGGUGCAGUGCGUGCCUCAGAUGGUUAUAGCGUGGUAUGACAUUGUUUCGAUGUAUAAGAAUUCAGAGCCUGACCUAUGUUCUAGUGUUUUGAAUUCUAUGAGCAAGUACGUUUCGUGGAUUGACAUAGGGUUGAUAGCUAAUGAUGCAUUUACUCGGUUGCUGUUUGAACUUAUGUUGGUGGAUGGGUUAGCAGAUCAGCUCCGAGCUGCUGCGUCUGGUGCUGUUCUUGCGGUGGUAUCAAAAAGGAUGGAGUAUAAAUCAAAGCUUGCUCUUUUGCAAGGCCUUCAGAUAUCUAGGGUAUUUAGGUUGGUUACGGAUGAUAGUGGCUCGGAGUUGGCUUCUGGUGUGGCUUCUUUGCUCACAGGGUAUGCAGUUGAAGUUUUGGAAUGUUCUAAGCAUUUGAAACCAGAGGAUGGUAAAGAAGUUGCUGUAGAACUUCUGAAUGAGGUUUUGCCAUCAGUUUUCAAUAUUAUCCAGAAUGGCGAAGUCGAUUCAUCAUUUAGCAUUGUGCACUUUCUCUCAGUUUAUGUUGGUACAAUGAAGAACUCCACAUUGACAGACCGACAGCUGCUUCAUUUAAGCCAAAUACUGGAAGAGAUUCGAAUGCAGAUUCAAUUUGAUCCCAUGUAUCGAAAUAAUCUGGACAUACUGGACAAGAUUGGACAGCAAGAAGCAGAUAGGAUGGCGGAGUUUCGGAAGGAUUUGUUUGUAUUGUUCCGAAAUGUUGGCCGUGUUGCAUCGGAUCUUACUCAGGUGUUCAUAAAAAACUCACUGGGUAAUUCUAUGUCAUCCACAGAAGAUAGAAAUGUUGAAGAAGUUGAGGCUUCUCUUUCCUUAUUAUAUGCGCUCGGCGAAUCAUUAAAUGAUGAUGCUAUGAGGGUGGGUAAUGGUCUACUUGGUGAAUUGAUACCAAUGCUGUUAUCAACGCGAUUUCCUUGCCACUCCAAUAGGCUCGUUGCGCAUGUGUAUUUGGAUAUAAUAACAAGAUACGUGAAGUUUGUAUCAGAGAAUACACAAUAUAUUCCAAUUGCACUGCGUGCCUUUCUUGAUGAGAGAGGUAUACACCAUCCAAAUGUGAAUGUCAGCAGAAGGGCGAGUUAUCUCUUCAUGAGGGUUGUGAAAUUGCUAAAAGCAAAGCUUGUGCCUUACAUUGAGACGAUCUUGCAGAGCCUACAGGAUACAGUUGCCCAAUUCACAAGAAUGGGCAGGGUCUCAAACGAUGUUUCAGUAUCUGAAGAUGGAAGUCACAUUUUUGAGGCAAUUGGCUUGUUAAUUGGGAUGGAAGAUGUACCCCUUGAGAAACAGUCUGAUUAUCUCUCGUCAUUGCUGACUCCUCUUUGCCAGCAGGUUGAGGUGGCCCUCUUAAAUGCUAAGCCUCAGCAUCCUGAAGAGUCUCUUCUGCAGAUUGAAAAUAUGCAGCAAACAGUUAUGGCUAUUAAUGCCCUUAGCAAGGGCUUCAGUCAGCGUCUGGUAACUACCACCCGCCCUGGAAUUGGUCUCAUGUUCAAAAAGACUUUGGAUAUCCUCCUGCAAAUUCUUGUUGUCUUCCCGAAGGUAGAGCCCCUGCGAAGUAAGGUUACAUCUUUCAUUCAUCGUAUGGUCGACAUUCUAGGACCUUCUAUAUUUCCUUAUCUUCCAAAUGCACUGGGCCAGUUGCUAAUAGAAAGUGAGCCCAAGGAACUGGUGGGUUUUCUUGUACUUCUGAAUCAGCUCAUCUGCAAAUUUGCUACCGAAGCCCAUGACAUCUUGGAAGCUGUGUACCCUGUUAUUGCUAGUAGGGUAUUCAGUAUUCUCCCAAGGAAUGAUAUUCAGUCAGGGCCAGGCAGCUGCGGUGAGGAAAUUCGCGAAUUGCAAGAGCUUCAAAAAACAUUCUUUAUAUUUCUAAAUGUAAUUGCUACACACGAGCUUUCGUCAGUCUUCUUGUCCCCUAAAUGUGCUCCGCACCUUGAGUUGAUGAUGCAUUUGCUGUUACAUAAUUCUUGCAAUCAUAAGGAUAUCAAUAUUAGAAAGGCAUGUGUUCAAGUAUUCAUUAGGCUAAUCAAGGAUUGGUGCUCUGGUCCUUAUGGCAAAGAAUCGGUGCCUGGUUUUCAGAAGUUCAUAAUCGAGACAUUUGCAGUCAAUUGUUGCCUGUACAGUGUGCUUGAUAAAUCCUUUGAGUUUCGUGAUGCAAAUACUGUCCUCUUAUUUGGUGAAAUAGUAACUGCCCAAAAGGUCAUGUAUGAGAAAUUUGGCAAUGAUUUUCUUCUUCAAUUCGUAUCAAAGUGUUUUCCAAGUAUACAUUGCCCCCAAGACUUGGCCGAACAGUAUUGUCAAACGCUGCAGACGUCGCUGUUCAAUAUUUAUCCAUCAAAGAUCUCUUUUCGUGUACAUAUCAUUCGUUGGUCACCAUGGAUGGUGGAGAUCCGUGGAUGUUCGUUAUUUCCAUGUGACUUCAGUUUUGUUUCGUUCACAUCAUCUAAGGGAGAGUAUCAGCAAAGAACGCCCUCAAGAAGGCGAUGCCUCUGGACCUCAGGUUAUAGCUUCCAUAUAAUGAGGAAAUAGUAGAUUCGGUUUUUAAAACUCUACAUUCCCUUUAACUUUCUUUGCCCGUCCCUGCCUCAGGUGAGGCAAGUGUGAAAAUGAGCAGAUUUUGUUUUCAUCAACAGUCUUUAUAAAAUAUUUCCCGUUACACGA